Messenger RNA from Coregonus sp. 'balchen', 12633 nucleotides. Lineage: Eukaryota; Metazoa; Chordata; Actinopteri; Salmoniformes; Salmonidae. The record is from the annotation of a GenBank genome assembly.
AUGGUGGAAAGAUGGACAAACAACAACAAGGCAUUUGGCUCAGUGAGCAGCGGAGAGCGAGCGAUAGAGAUACAGGGAUAGAGGGAGGGAUGAGGGAGAGAUAAAUGGAGGAUUAGCGGGAGCGUCUCAUAGGCUGGGUAAUGAUGGUGAUUGCGAGGCAGCAGCGGUUGGUUGGCGUGUGGACAGCUGUGGUGGAGCGUGGCUGCCUGCCUAGCUGCCUCAUGGCUCUUGGCUACGGUCAACGGGGAUUGGGUCUGACAAUGACCCCUGGACGACGCUGAAUCUCUGCUUUACUCAGAAGGAGUGGAGCGGUGGCAGUGUCACUCUGUGUGGGUGGCAGCUUUGAGCGGUGGUGGUUAUAGGCAGAAACACUGAGUGAAUGUUACUGGAAGGGAUGUGGGUAACUGAGCAUAGCCAUGUGGGUUACAAUGUUCAGCCUUGAAUACUAGACUUCUGUCCAUCCUAAUAUGCAGAAAAUAUGAGCCUGAACUAGGCCUUUUCUCUGUCAGUGUCACUGUGUGUGGGUGGAAGCUUUGAGCAGUGGUGAUUAUAGACAGCACUGAGUGUUCCUGUAACUCUGGAAGGCAUGUAGGUAUACUGUAGCCCAUAGGAUGUGGCUUAAAAUGUUCAGGUUGGAACAGAGGAACUUCUAUCCUGAGAGUUCUCCAUCAAUUAUGAACCUCAACUGUAUGAUCAGUUUGACUCAUACUAGAGACUUUAUGAACAACCAUUCCACCCUCUCAUUUCUCUCUUGGUGACCAUGACCAAAAUGUAGCUUAUAACUCAUGUAAUAACAAUGUAAUAGCAGCAUUUGUCAAGACUCUCUCCCUCUGUCCUCCCUCUCGCUCUUCUGUAGGGAUGGCUACAGAAGUAUGGCUACCUGCCCCACACAGACCCCAGAAUGGCUGUCCUGCGCUCAACACAGACCAUGCAGCAAGCCAUCGCAGCAAUGCAGGGCGUCUACGGCCUCAAUGUCACAGGGACACUGGAUGAGAGGACCACAGAGUGAGUAGAUACACACACACACACACACACUAACAUAGGAACACAAAAAAGUAAUUAUCACCAAUGAUAAAUGUAUGUAGCCUACAUUGAUUUACCCAAAUUAGCUCCAACAUCUCUAACUAGCAGCCCAGUGAGAUCAUAACACUUUUCAUUCUUCCCCUUCUUGCUUAAUUGAUGAAGUGAUAUCACACUAAGGUGAGGCUCGAUCUUUUACAUAUUAUUUGUGUGCACAGUAUUCCAUACGUGUUACAUGGGUUUGAAUGGAAAUAGAUCAGUCAUUGAAGCUCUAACCUGGCCAACACUCAGUCUUACCACUUUUUCUCAGAAUGGAAAGAACCAUUUCAGUCAACUAGAUGUCACAUUUUUAUGUUGCUGGGUUUUUCACGCUCAACAGUUUCCCGUGUGUAUCUAGGAUGGUCCACCACCCAUAGGACAUCCAGCCAACUUGACACAACUGUGGGAAGCAUUGGAGUCAACAUGGGCCAGCAUCCCUGUUGAACGCUUUCAACACCUUGUAGAGUCCAUGCCCGAUGAAUUUAGGCUGUUCUGAGGGCAAAAGGGAGUGCCACUCAAUAUUAGGAAGGUGUUCCUAAUUCAGUGUAUAUUAUAGUGGGAAACACUAGUCCCAUUGUCCACUAAACCGCAGUAUGUAAGGCCAUAUGUUUGGUAUUCUAGUUCAGAGUAGUGCUUGUUGUGGCAUCAGAUAUAACCAGUCAAACAUCCUGUAGGUACAAAGGUGUUCGAUCGGGUUGAGGUCAGGGCUCUGUGCAGGCCAGUCAAGUUCUUCCACACCGAUCGACAAACCAUUUCUGUAUGGACCUCACUUUGUGCACGGUGGAAUUGUCAUGCUGAAACAAGAAAGGGCCUUCCCCAAACUGUUGCCACAAAGUUGGAAGUACAGAAUCGUCUAUAAUGUAAUUGUAUGCUGUAGCGUUAAGAUUUCCCUUCACUAGAACUAAGGGGCCAAGCCCGAACCAUGAAAAACAGCCCCAGACCAUUAUUCCUCCUCCACCAAACUUUACAAUUGGCACUACGCAUUGGGGCAAGUAACGUUCUCCUGGCAUCUGCCAAACCCAGAUUUGUCCGUCGGACUGCCAGAUGGUGAAGCGUGAUUCAUCACUCCAGAGAACGCAUUUCCACAGCGCAAGAGUCCAAUGGCGGCAAGCUUUACACGACUCCAGCCGACGCUUAGCAUUGCACAUUGUGUUCUUAGGCUUGUGUGCGGCUGCUCGGCCAUGGAAACCCAUUUCAUGAAGUUACCGACUAACAGUUCUUGUGCUGACGUUGCUUACAGAGGCAGUUUGGAACUCGGUAGUGAGUGUUGCAACCGAGGACAGACUAUUUUUACGCGCUAAGCGCUUCAGCACUCGGCAGUCCCGUUCUGUAAGCUUGUGUGGCCUACCACUUCGCUGCUGAGCCGUUGUUGCUCCUAGACUUUUCCACUUCACGAUAACAGCACUUACAGUUGACCGGGGCAGCUCUAGCAGGGCAGAAAUGUGACAAACUGACUUGUUGGAAAGGUGGCAUCCAGUGACGGUGCCACGUUGAAUGUCACUGAGCUCUUCAGUAAGGCCAUUCUACUGCCAAUGUUUGUCUAUGGAGAUCGCAUGGCUGUGUGCUCGAUUUUAUACACCUGUCAGCAACGGGUAUGGCUGAAAUAGCCGAAUCCACUCAUUUGAAGGGGUGUCCGCAUACUUUUGUAUAUAUAGUGUAUAUGUGUGUCACCACAUAAUUGUGCUUAUCUAACCAGCUCUUGUCCUCCUCCUCCCUCCAUUGUCCUUCUCGUCUUCCACCUCCACUUCCUCCCUUGUUCUUAGUUGGAUGAAGAAGCCGAGGUGUGGAAAUCCAGACAAACUAAAGGGCAACUCAAGGUCGCGGAAGCGGAGGUACGCGCUGACCGGGCAGAAGUGGCAGCGAACACACAUCACUUACAGGUGAGAAACGUAGGCCGGCACAUGCACAUGCACAUGCACGCAUCACCUACAAGUGAGAGACGCAUUCCAGCAGCCUUGAUGGUUACCAUGACAACCAACCGUUAGUCAGAUUAGCCAAGGGUUAUUGUAGGUUCCGUGUUUGUCAGUGUAGCUAUUAAUUUGUGCUCUCUUUUCGUCUCUCUUCCUCCUUGGUCUCACAUUCCCUCAGCGUUGCCUUGGAGACAGCACAUACGGGCGCACACAUACACACACACACACACACACACACAGAAGAAGAGUUGUUUGUGUGUGAAUAGAAGUCAAGUCAGAGAACAGAAUAAAGUGAUGUAAUGGUUUUCAACUUUCUUCUUCUUUGCAUUCCAUUCCUUUACAGUUAUCUUUCAUUUCUCAUUUUAAGAAUACCAGAAGACAAACUGCCUCAUUUUAAUAGCAAGGAUGAGGACAACUUUUAUUUCGUCCUAUUCUCUCUAAAAUCCUCUAAGUAAAUCAUCCAAUAAUCUUAACAAAAAUAUUCAAAUUCCCCAUCUUAUCACGCGUGAUUAAGUUUCCGCUGCUAAUGGGGUCUGAGAGAGCAGGAUAAGGGGUGCUGCUCGGCGCGGUGGGAAAUUGACAGGUUACAGCCGUAAUAGAUGAUAACACUCUGUCAAUUUAUUUAAAUCCUUACUUCCUUCCUGCAUGUGAAUUGAUGAGGCACCUCUUCUAAUGGAAUGUCAGUCAUUCUGGCUGCUGCUGCUUACUGCGCUCUCUCCAUGAAAAUGAGUUGGGGAGAGAAGAUGAGGGGGAGAAGACUUCUCUCUCUCUGUCUCUGUCUGCGAGCGACUGAUAACGACAGCUGUGUUAAAAGUGCAGUGAAAGCUGCUGGGUUUGUCGGAAUAGUUUAAUACUGAAACUUUUCGAGCAUCUCAUCAUCCAUUUUCGAGAAUAUUCUCCCCAAGCAAUAGUGGGAGGGUGGUUCAGAUUUGGACAUACAGUAUAUGAUAUGUGGUGCUGUAUGUGACGCUGUAGCCAUCUGUUUCUUUCUAUAUUUAAAAUGCUGUAUUUGCGGGGCUGCUUUGUGUUAAAGCUUUGUUGUAGCCCUUUCUUGCAGUCAAAUGACCAAAUCACCCUCUAGUGGCCUCAUGGGUGGAAUGUUAUUAAUAUUGUUCAGAAUGUCAUAAUUAAUCAACAUUCUUAUUUUUUUAACGCUGAAAAUCCAGUGUUUCGAUGUCAAAUGGUAUCGUUAUAUUUCAGUCUUCUGUGAUGUAUAUAAAGUGUAAUAUUGGAAUGCAAACUAAAAAUGUAAUACAUAUCAACUCUAUAUCUGGCAUGGUACAGGUGUCUUCAAUUUUGUAAGCCCAUAACCAUGUGUGUGAGGUGUAUACUUUUGUUUCAAAGUAGAUUUGUUUAAGACUACCAAGAAACACUGUGUGACCUUGAUUUAGCCCACUGCAGUAAAAAUGAUGAAUGAUGUGGGUAUAUUUAUUCUGGCUAGUGCAGAAUAGGAGUUAAAAUGUCUAAUGAGUACAAUAGUUUUCUUAUAUUACUGUCAAUGUCUUAUAUUUUUUUACAAGUAAAAAGUGGCUCUUAUCUAGCUGGUGGUACCAUCCAAGCUUCCAAUAACCCCCCACCCAGGAUGCAAUCUGUUUUUCACUUCUAUCAUAUUCCCUAUCCACCCUAUCCAUUUCUCUCCUAACAUCAGGUCUUUAUUGUAAAAACAUGUUGUCAAUGUAAAUAAGAAUAUGUUCUAUAUUGACUCACCCUCUCUUCCUCCCUCAGCAUAAAGAACGUCACGCCCAAAGUGGGCUCCAGGGAGACCCACGAUGCCAUCCGGCGUGCGUUUGACGUGUGGCAGGGAGUGACACCGCUCCACUUCGAGGCCGUCCCCUACAGCGCCCUGGAGAGCGGCAGGCGGGACGUGGACAUCACCAUCAUCUUCGCCUCAGGUGAGAAUUGUAUUGAGUGGUGCCUGGGAGAGGAAAACUGAAACUAUGUCAAUGUUGCCCUAAUCCCGUUCUCCCAAUGUAAACUUUGAAGUUAAAUUAAAUUGAUCUCACCUCAGGUUUCCACGGUGACAGCUCACCCUUCGAUGGCGAGGGGGGGUUCCUAGCCCACGCCUACUUUCCGGGCCCUGGGAUCGGAGGGGACACCCACUUCGACUCAGACGAACCCUGGACCCUGGGGAACCCCAACCACGAUGGUGAGAGAUGGAGGGAGGGAAAGAGGGAGGGGAAGGGGGAAAGAGAUAGAGAAAGAGGGAGUGGGUGGGGAGGUUUAGAGAGAAAGAUUAAAGGAAUAUGGUUGUGUGAGAAUCAUAUCAAAGACUAACAAGUCAAAGAAUGUAAAUGGAUACAGUCCAGUGACAUACGGUGAGGUCGGUGGCUAGGUAGGCACUGGCUAUUAUCAAAGCCAAAUUUACUCACAAAUAAACCUUGAUGAAGCCCAAGUUCACCAUACAACAGAAAGCUCCAACAACCAAAGUGACAUACAGUUGAAUUCGGAAGUUUACAUACACCUUAGCCAAAUACGUUGAAAUUCAGUUUUUCACAAUUCCUGACAUUUAAUCCUAGUAAAAAUUCCCUUUCUUAGGUCAGUUUGGAUCAUCACUUUAUUUUAAGAAUGUGAAAUGUCAGAAUAAUAGUAGAGAGAAUUAUUUAUUUCAGCUUUUAUUUCUUUCAUCACAUUCCCAGUGUGUCAGAAGUUUACAUACAGUGAGGGAAAAAAGUAUUUGAUCCCCUGCUGAUUUUGUACGUUUGCCCACUGACAAAGACAUGAUCAGUCUAUAAUUUUAAUGGUAGGUUUAUUUGAACAGUGAGAUACAGAAUAACAACAACAAAAUCCAGAAAAACGCAUGUCAAAAAUGUUAUAACUUGAUUUGCUUUUUAAUGAGGGAAAUAAGUAUUUGACCCCUCUGCAAAACUUGGUGGCAAAACCCUUGUUGGCAAUCACAGAGGUCAGACGUUUCUUGUAGUUGGCCACCAGGUUUGCACACAUCUCAGGAGGGAUUUUGUUCCACUCCUCUUUGCAGAUCUUCUCCAAGUCAUUAGGGUUUCUAGGCUGACGUUUAGCAACUCGAACCUUCAGCUCCCUCCACAGGUUUUCUAUGGGAUUAAGGUCUGGAGACUGGCUAGGCCACUCCAGGACCUUAAUGUGCUUCUUUUUGAGCCACUCCUUUGUUGCCUUGGCCGUGUGUUUUGGGUCAUUGUCAUGCUGGAAUACCCAUCCACGACCCAUUUUCAAUGCCCUGGCUGAGGGAAGGAGGUUCUCAUCCAAGAUUUGACGGUACAUUGCCCCGUCCAUCGUCCCUUUGAUGCGGUGAAGUUGUCCUGUCCCCUUAGCAGAAAAACAACUCCAAAGCAUAAUGUUUCCACCUCCAUGUUUGAUGGUGGGGAUGGUGUUCUUGGGAUCAUAGGCAGCAUUCCUCCUCCUCCAAACACGGCGAGUUGAGUUGAUGCCAAAGAGCUCGAUUUUGGUCUCAUCUGACCACAACACUUUCACCCAGUUCUCCUCUGAAUCAUUCAGAUGUUCAUUGGCAAACUUCAGACGGGCCUGUAUAUGUGCUUUCUUAAGCAGGGGGACCUUGCGGGCGCUGCAGGAUUUCAGUCCUUCACGGCGUAGUGUGUUACCAAUUGUUUUCCUGGUGACUAUGGUCCCAGCUGCCUUGAGAUCAUUGACAAGAUCCUCCCGUGUAGUUCUGGGCUGAUUCUUCACCGUUCUCAUGAUUAUUGCAACUCCACAAGGUGAGGUCUUGCAUGGAGCCCCAGGCCGAGGGAGAUUGACAGUGCUUUUGUGUUUCUUCUAUUUGUGAAUAAUCACACCAACUGUUGUCACCUUCUCACCAAGCUGCUUGGCGAUGGUCUUGUAGCCCAUUCCAGCCUUGUGUAGGUCUACAAUCUUGUCCCUGACAUCCUUGGAGAGCUCUUUGGUCUUGGCCAUUGUGGAGAGUUUGGAAUCUGAUUGAUUGAUUGCUUCUGUGGACAGGUGUCUUUUAUACAGGUAACAAACUGAGAUUAGGAGUACUCCCUUUAAGAGUGUGCUCUUAAUCUCAGCUCGUUACCUGUAUAAAAGACACCUGGGAGCCAGAAAUCUUUCUGAUUGAGAGGGGGUCAAAUACUUAUUUCCCUCAUUAAAAUGCAAAUCAAUUUAUAACAUUUCUGACAUGCGUUUUUCUGGAUUUUUUUGUUGUUAUUCUGUCUCUCACUGUUCAAAUAAACCUACCAUUAAAAUUAUAGACUGAUCAUUUCUUUGUCAGUGGGCAAACGUAAAAAUGAGCAGGGGAUCAAAUACUUUUUUCCUUCACUCAAUUAGUAUUUGGUAGCAUUGCCUUUCAAUUGUUUAACUUGGGUCAAAAGUUUCAGAUAGCCUUCCACAAGCUUCCCACAAUAAGUUGGGUGAAUUUUGGCCCAUUCCUCCUGACAGAGCUGGUGUAACUGUGUCAUGUUUGUAGGCUUCCUUGCUCGCACACGCUUUUUCAGUUCUGCCCACAGAUUUUCUGUAGGAUUGAGGUCAGGGCUUUGUGAUGGCCACUCCAAUACCUUGACUUUGUUGUCCUUAAGCCAUUUUGGCACAACUUUGGAAGUAUGCUUGUGGUCAAUUUUCCAAGCUGUUUAAAGGCACAGUCAACUUAGUGUAUGUACACUUCUGACCCACUGGAAUUGUGAUACAGUGAAUUAUAAGUGAAAUAAUCUGUCUGUAAACAAAAUGUUGGAAAAAUUACUUGUGUCAUGCACAAAGUAGAUGUCCUAACUGACUUGCCAAAACUAUAGUUUGUUAACAAGAAAUGUGUGGAGUGGUUGAAAAACAAGAUUUAAUGACUCCAACCUAAGUGUAUGUAAACUUCAACUGUAGGCUAUUAACCGAAAUUGACAAAAAAAUGUCACUAAAUGUAAAUACCAAUGUAGCUAAGAUACACAAGCGAUAGCCUCCGAUGGCGGCAUAUUUCAUAUCAUCCGACAAAAUGACACACUGCUCAACUCAGCUCAGUCAUAGACCGAUGUAGCGUCCACAGUUACAACUGAUAGGUGUCACUAAAAUACCCAUAUAUGGACACGUUUCAUCCGAAUAAUUCGCAACGCAAACACACACACACACACACACACACACACACACCUAAUAAUAAUGUUAUUAGGUGAAAUAUUGUUACACACAAAUACUGUAUAUAAUAAAUAAGGUACUAACAAAAUGUCCAUAUCAACAAUCAAAAUGACUGAAAAAUUCAAAAACAAAACAAAAGUGUCUCAUCAAAACGGAAUUCUAGCUUGAUAAAUCAAAUGCAUUAAAGGGAUGUUGUCCGUUAAUCAAAACCAUAAACAGCUAGACCGCUUUAUGAAAUUAAGUUGUACGUUUUUUUGGUGUAUGUUAGGCCAACGCGCCAUUUCUCUAGAGAGAAAUCAAAUCAUUCAUGAGAUAAAUCAAGUCAAGAACUACAGUAUGUGGGAUGCUGGGCUGAAGGGAGUUUUCAUUAAGCAAAUAUUCAACCUAGUUCAGCGCAGAAACGUGGUAAUUAACUACAAUGACCAUAAUCCAUUGUGCCUGUUCUUUCUGGCUCAAACAGAGAUGGAUACACUUUUACACCUGCUACAUUAGGUUAGAUACACACAGACAGCAUAGACCACAUGAAAGAGGAAUGUACACGACAAUGACGAGAGGGACAGGGACAGUUCGUGAAAGUAUGCCUUAUCUACUUUGAAGAACUAGUAAAAUGAUUUUUUCAGACAGCUCUGCUGCAUACUUAGGCAGGCUAGCCUAGAUAAAUAGGAUGACUAAAGAUAGCACAGUAUAGGGAGCACAGAGAUAACAUUAGAUAGUCUGGCUGACUGGCUGGCUGGCUGCUACUGCUACUGAAAUAUUAAAUUUUUUCAUAGUCAUUUCCUAUUGAUCUAUUGAUGUUAAGCAGAAGAUAUCCUCCCUACCUUUACACUUGUUUAGACUGAGCUGCACUGGGGUCUGAACACAAUCAUGGUUACUUUAAGACACCGUGGAGCCGGCGCCAGAUAUGGGUCCGAAAACGUACCUCAAUGUAGGGAUGAGAUAUGCCACUGUACUCCAAAUUGUACCUUUAUCCACACUGAUACAUCGAGAAGAUUGCAAUAAUGAUUAUUGUUGUUGAAAACUGCCCUUUUCGUCCUCAUGCUAGCUAGCAGUAGCCACCGCAGCCAUUUUGGAAUGGCAGUCUCAGCCAAUUAGCUCCUUUGUUGUUCAACGCGACUGCCAUUCCAUAAUGGCUGCUGUGGCUACUGCUAGCUAGCAUGAGGACGAAAAGGGCAGUUUUCCGAACUAAUAAUCGAACUGAAACCGAACCGACCUCAAAAAGCACUAAUCGCCCAGCACUAUCGCUGACAUAAUUAAAUCCCCAAAACGCCUCCUUGACUUCACUUUUAGCCACAUAAUGCAAAACCACAGAGAUCUGGGAUUUGUUUGUAACAUCUGUGGUCUCAACUACUUCUACUGCAACAAAUGGGGCUGCAUUAAUCUCAUCUUCAAUGUCCUUUCGAAUCACAUCGCUGACUGCUUCAAUCAAAUCAUUCUGUUUGAUAACCGAAAACACAGUGGAAGUCUCCAUGUGUUUAGCUAACCUUUUUUAGCAAAGGUAUACAAUAACUCCACAUAGUUGCCACAAUUACAUGAGAUUGUACUCUCAUCAUUACUGUGAAAUGUUAACUCAUGUUUCCCUAGGUAGCAUGUUGCUCUAAUAAGGUCCUUCAAAAUCUCACAGUUUUCCUUUACAUUAGCAUUGUGGAUGGUCACUUGUUGUUUUUGCUGUUCAUUUAACGCCAGAUCGAUCCAUGUGUUCCCAAAAGUUUUUAGGGUGAUCUGGUGUUGGAUGUGCGAUGCCGACUUUUUGUGUUUGUUGAGGGCAUUGGUCAGAUUGUUGAGGUUGCAGUAGCCGCCUUCUACCCAAAUGUUGUCCCCGGUUGAGAAGAGCAGGCAGGGGAAACAGUACAGGCGGCUGCUGGUAGCGUAGCCACACAGCUACUCUUUUCUUUCAAACCACUCCUGUUUAAACAAUCAGAUAAUUUUCUGUCUCUUCCUCUGAUGAAAUUCAGGAAGCGCAGGUGUUGGUCUCCCUCUCUGAAUUAAGUUUUCCUUGGAAAUCUAAGUAUUUUCAUAGUCGCCAAAUCCAGAAUAAAAUCAAGAAAGCGUACAAUAUUAUAUAGAUACCUAACACCUAACUUGGAAAAUUGUUUGAGGUGCAAUAGUGUCCAUUUUGUCAGGUUGUUUUUGCUAGUUAGCUAGUUUCGUUCAUUUUAAGGGAUGUGCACGCCAAAUUAUGUAGACACGCCCAAAUGUGCAGAGCUUACCCACACAACAUGUUUAGGCAACAUGUGCAAAAUAUGAAAUCAGCUCACUGCAACGAAUGUCAGCUAGGCAAAGCAGUGAGUCCUAUCCUGACCCUGUCCAUUAACGGGGACUGGAGUCAUGAACGGCCACAUGCGUCAAUGAUUUGAAUGGAUUUUAAAGGAUGGGAAUGAAGGUAUGCACACCCUGGCGCCUUUCCUGAUGUUUUGAUGCAGUUUUUGAUUUUUUUUUGUGUGCAUAAAAAACCACCAGAAUCACUGAGAAUAGACAUCCGGUUAAAAAAAGAAUGACCAUUUUUUAUAUAAUUUUUUAUUUGGCUUUUCAUUACAGAUUUUCUUAUUAAACUGCCUACCCUGACUUCCCGUCACUGAUACAGUCUGCAUUUCAACAGGCUGCAUUGUAUUGCACAGCACCAGGUCAUAGUGCAGAGCCCAUCCCUGCUGUUAUCAGAUAUAAACCCUCACAUUUCUAUUGUGUUAUGGUCAGGCAGUGUAUUGUACUGUAGCUGCAGGGCAGGGUGGAGGGUGGAUCCGGCCUGCAGCCCUAGAGAGCUGUAGCUUGAAGACGGUAAUCAGAUCCCUCUCUCAGCCCUGUCAGCCUACACCCAUCCACUGUCAGGGAGCACUUUACUUUAAUUACCCUGCUGCCAGCCUGCUCUGCUCUGGCUGCCGUUACUGCUGCCUGCGGAACAGCACAUCUAGAGAGCUGUCAGGCAGCAUUAACUGGCACAACACUGCCACUUAGAUAGGCAGUCCCCUCCUAGGCCACCUGCCUGUUAGUGUGAAAAGCAGUGUUGUUUCUUUUUGUUUGUUGGUUCAGCUUUUUGUCCUGUAGCCCCCUAUCAAUUCUCCUCAGUCGCUUCUUGUUAUUAUCUUUGAUUCAGAUUCCUUUCUACGUGCUGUUGAAAAAUCAUGGCUACCCAUGCAGAAUAGACUCUGGUUCAAUCCUUUGCCUCAGCUUGUGUGUGUAAAUCAAUGACUGUAAAACAGAGCUGUCAAAUAAGGGUUUAGAUGCAUGUUAAGAAGUGGUUAAUAGGUUUCCACGGUGGUGUAUGUAAUGGUGAAUGUUGCAUGUUGACAUGUGUGCUAAUGGUGGCCUGGCCUGUCCCCUGGGUAUUAUUAUGGGCUGUAGUUAGUGGAGGAGGAGUCAGAGGCCAUGUCUGCAUCUGAGUAGGAAGUGUAGUCUGUGCCAAUGAUGAUACGAAUUGCUGUUCUCUGAACUCUCUCGAUGGCAUCGGAUUGUUGCUUGUUUAUCCCUGCAUGCCACACUCGGCCAGCACAUUCCACCGUUGGCCAGAUGUAGGUGGUAAAUACCGGUACCAGGUUAGGGAAGUGGAAGUGCUUCAGGCGUCGGUGGAGGAACAGACGUUGGUUGGCCUUUUCACAGAUGUUCUCUACCUGUGUUGAUUUUAGAUUUCCUUGGAUGUAGAUUCCGAGGAUCAUGAUAACCUCUUCUGUAGUGUUGUGUUGUUUAUAGACAGGGGUGGUAGUACGGGUGGUGACUUGGUGAAGUGCACAUGGAGCAGGUUGCACUUUUUGGGGUGCAGAACCAUGUGGCUCCCCACUGACUACUUCUCCAGGUCAACCAGCUCUUCUUGGAUGGUGGAAGGUGAUGUCAGUUGUCUGGUAUCUAAUAAAUUAAGGUUAACCAAAAAUGUCCAUUGCUUGACUGCAGUUUGCCUGGCUGCACUGUUGAUAUAUGCAAUAACAAUCAGCGGGCCGAGCAGAGUUCAUUGAGGUAGGGCACAAGAUAUACUGACACUGUCCAACAGCACACCAUGAUACCUCACCACCUGGUGUCUAUUAGAGAGGAAGUUGCCUAUCCAUCUGGCGAGUGAUGGACGAAGCCUGAGGUCUUACAUCCUGGUGAUGAUGAGGUUGUGGCAGACACGGUCGAAGGCUUUGCUGAAGUCGGUGGUCACCAGGGAGCAGAUGGAACCAUUCUUAUCCUGGGACUUGAAGAGCUCAUUGGUUAGAUCCACCAGACAGUGUGGUUGAUUGGCCUUGUAGACAUCCAUACUGUUGGGUGUCAAUUUGAUAUAGAAUGUCACUGAGUGCCCAUUCAGUGAUAAAGCUCUCAGCUACUUUGCUCAGUAGAGAGGUUAGUGACUUGGUUUUCUGAUAUUUUCUGUAGACUUCCGAGGGUUGGACCUUUGGAGCAGGGCGUGCUGGUAAAAAGGAGGGCAGCAGUGCUGGGUUGAUGGGUGGUAGGGACUGUGCUAAUUUUGAUAGUGCUUUGUUGAUUUCAUUUGCUGCUUGUUUUCUGUCACCUGGUCUAAGACCCUCUAUGUGGAAGGUUGCCUCAGUGUGGGAGAGGUUGGCUAUGUCCUUGAUAUUCUUAUGCCACUGGGCAGGAUCUUGCCUUUUGAGGGCUUGGAUCUUAUCUCUGUAUAAUGCCUCUUUCUCAGCUAGUUGCGUAG